CAUGAUGUUUAGAGUUGAGGAAGAAAAUGUUGAUGGAAAAAUGAAGGGGGUCAUGAUGAAUGAGACUUCUUAUGCGAAUCAUGGUUUUCUUGAGAACAAUCAGCCUAGUAUGCUUAUGAGUAGUGGUCCAUUUGUAGCCAUGAAUUCGGGGUUAUUUUCUGGUGUGUUUGAUGCUAUUGAUAAUGGGUCAUCGUCACAAUCAACAGUCAUGACCCCACUUAGCUUUGAUGGUGGGAUGCAUCAAGAAAAGCUGAAUUCUGCUGCUAGAAAUAUGGGUUCUGGGGUCUUUGAAAAGCCCAGUGGAGAGUCCAUGUUGAAUGUACCAUACAAUGCGGGAUUGUGUGAAAACUUUAGUAGAAUGCAUGUGGGGGAUGAACAGAGAGAUUACUGUAGUACUAGUAAGUUUCGGGUUGACCCGGAUGGGUUUUUGGGUGGAUUCAAUGACCGUUUGUCAAAUAGUGUUGUAGGAUUUAGCAACCACCAUGUUUAUGAUUAUUCUAUGGGGCUGGGACAAGUAUGUGAUGUCAAAGAUUUUAUGGGGCCUUCUCCUUUUCUGACAAACAGGCAUUCUAAUGCUUUAUCUAGAGAGGACCAGGUAGAUUAUUAUAUGAGGCUGGUCAAAGAGCAGGGGAGAGGCUAUUGCAACCAAGGAGUUCAAGGAAAUAGAACUUCAAUGGUGAAUGGUAGGCCUUGUUUUGCUGAUGAUUUUUAUGACACGCAGCAAUGUGGAAUUCUGGAUUAUAAUGGCUUGGAUUCUUCUCAGUUAAGUAAUCCCAUGUUGGAGAUGGAUUUAGCAUAUAAACUUCUGAUGUUAAAUGGAAAUGCUAGAGGAAUGCCAAAUGCUUGUGUUAAUUUAGGUCGACCAAUGUUUUCAGUGACAAAUGCAGGGGAAGUUGGAGCUCCCGGUUGUGAAGAUAGCUUCAUUGUGGAUGGUGAAGGGAAAUGUUCGAAAUUUGUAGCUGAAAAGAAAUCUAAUCAAUCAAAGGGUGACAAGAAGAGUUCAAGGAAUGAGGCAGUUAUGUCAAAGUCAAGGGAGACAGAUCUGGUUUUGGAUUUUGUAAUGCAAUGCCAAGGUGUUUGUGCAAAUAGUGCUGGGCAUGCUCAAUCACAAUGCAAAGAAUUAUGUGAAGAUGGUUUGAGGCCAAGGAACUGUAGCUCAUUACCCGCACAGCUAGUCUAUAGGUCACCAGCAGAGUUGCAAGGUUACAUAUAUCCAAUGUGCAAGCAUCAGUUGGGUUGUCGGUUCUUGCAGAGGGUUUUUGACGAAGGAAAUAGUCAAGAUAUUCAAAUCAUAUUCACUGAAAUUAUUGAUCAUGUUGUUGAACUCAUGGUUGAUCCAUUUGCAAACUACCUUAUCCAGAAAUUAUUAGAUGUCUGUUCUGAGGAUCAAAAAUUGGUGAUUGUGCUUAAGCUGACUAAUAAGCGUGGAGAACUUGUUGACAUUUGUAUGAACACACAUGGUACCCGUGUAGUGCAAAAGCUGAUAGAAGCCAUCAAAAGCAGGCAGCAAAUAUCACUGAUUAUGGUAGCCCUGAAACCAGGUCUGCUUGAUCUCAUUAAAGACCAAAAUGGAAAUCAUGUAGUGCAGAGAUGCUUACAGUGCCUUACCAUUGACCAAAAUAAGUUCAUAUUUGAUGCUGCUGCAAAGUUUUGUGUUGACAUUGCAUGCCAUCGCCAUGGGUGCUGUGUCCUGAAUCGGUGCAUUGCUUAUUCAAGUGGGAAGCAUCGAGAAAAGUUGGUUUCGAGCAUUUCCGCUAACGGGCUUCUCCUAUCCCAAGAUGCCUUUGGAAAUUAUGUUAUCCAAUACAUCAUAGAGCUUAAAAUUCCAUCCGCAGCUGCUACCUUGCUUUCUCAGUUUGAAGGUCACUUUUUAUUCUUGUCUAUGCAAAAAUUUAGCAGCCAUGUUGUUGAGAAGUGCCUGCGAUGUCUCAAAGAUAGCCAGCCUAGAAUCAUCACAGAAUUACUAUCCGUGCGCCAUUUUGAUCAAUUGCUUCAGGACCGAUUUGCUAAUUAUGUCGUUCAAUCUGCACUUGAAGCUACUAAGGGGCCCCUCCGUACUUUAUUAGUUGAGGCAAUCCGUCCUUACAGCGAAAUUCUGCGCACCAGUCCCUACUGCAAGAAGAUCUUCUCACGCAAUCUUCUGAACAAGUGAUGUUGGAAAUGGUGGUCAACUGCUGUGGUUUUUAGAAAAAAUACUACAAACGUUGUGAAUAAGUGUUAAAUCUCUUUUUGGUGUGGCCUUAUGUAUAUUACCUGACCUCGUUUUCCUUCAUGUUCAAGUGUGGUGACAACUUCUACCUUAGCCUGAGAGAGAGUACCCAAACUUGUGACUCUUCCUUAUGUUGUAGUGUUACUUGUCAAAUACCUUACAUAGGAGAUAAUGCAGGCAACGAAGCUUCUGUUGUUACCUGUUCUGUAUUUCUUUGGAUAAUGUU
Messenger RNA from Coffea arabica (coffee), 2435 nucleotides. RefSeq lists its product as uncharacterized. Gene Ontology annotation, molecular function: mRNA binding. Gene Ontology annotation, cellular component: cytoplasm. NCBI's taxonomy places the organism in Eukaryota, Viridiplantae, Streptophyta, Magnoliopsida, Gentianales, Rubiaceae. Gene Ontology annotation, biological process: post-transcriptional regulation of gene expression. The record is from RefSeq and is a predicted model, not a curated record.